This is a messenger RNA of Ruditapes philippinarum (Manila clam), 6197 nucleotides long. RefSeq names its product protein OS-9-like. The coding region runs from base 1 to 2217 and encodes 738 amino acids. Gene Ontology annotation, biological process: retrograde protein transport, ER to cytosol; endoplasmic reticulum unfolded protein response. Gene Ontology annotation, cellular component: endoplasmic reticulum lumen. The transcript is spliced from 16 exons. The record is from RefSeq and is a predicted model, not a curated record. NCBI's taxonomy places the organism in Eukaryota, Metazoa, Mollusca, Bivalvia, Venerida, Veneridae.
AUGAAAACAAUUUUAACUUUUUUCUUAAUUUUGCAGUUUUUGCAAACAGCGUCUACCUUUUUCGAUAUUGAUGAGCUUAAAAGCUUUAACUAUGGUAUCGACAUUAGAAAUGAACCAAUAGUUAUGAAAUCUCAGUCUGAUGAUGAGGCAGAUCUUAAUACUGUACACCUUACCUCAAAAUAUGGACAAUCCUACCAGUGUAGCUUUCCAAAUACUGUAGAACAUGAGAAGCAGAAAGAAGAAGCUGAAAAGGUUGCCAUGGAGACAGGUAUACCAGAUUUACUGAAGCCAAUGGAAAGUGCACCAUGUUUAAGAAAGACAAAAGAUUGGUGGAGCUAUGAAUUCUGCUAUGGAAAACAGAUCAAACAGUUUCACAUGGCUGAAGAUGGUAGAAUAGAAGGGGAGAUAAUUUUGCUUGGGCAUUUUGAAUCAGAGUAUAACUGGGAUGAAGAUUCUAAUAAGUCUGAUAGUGAGAAGAAGCAGAACAAAGUCCGGAGAUAUCAUACGCAGCAAUAUGUGAAUGGUAGUAGAUGUGAACUCAAUGGGAAAUUGAGGAGGACUGAAAUAAGGUUUAUGUGUGAGGAGGGUUCAGCAGACUAUAUUUCCCGACUAGAUGAGCCGGAAACCUGCGUUUACAUCAUGACUAUACAUACAAUGAGAAUAUGUCAUCACCCGUUCCUGAAACCACCGACCCCUACACAGACUGUCACCAUCACAUGCAAUCCUCUACUGACAGUGAUCCAAUACCAAGAAUAUCUGGAUCAGUUAGAAGCAAAAGAAGAAAUGGAGAGAUUAGAGGAAGAAAAGAGACAAAAAGCUGAAGAAGAAGAAAGAAGAAUUAAAGAAGAGAAAGCCAAAUAUUUUAAAGAAAAUAAUCCAGAAAUAGAGGAGGAUGGUAUAGUUGAGGUAGAGGAUGAAGAACCAACUAGUCCAGCAGAUCUUUCUACCGGGGACCAGGAUAGCUUGUUUGGUAAUGACUGGUCCAGUCUGCUUAAAGAUGCUAAAGCAACAGGUGAUGGUAGUCCUGUUAAAAUGAAGACAAUGUACAAGGUAGUACAGUCACCUGAAGAUCUUAAAGAUUUCCUUAAAGACACAAUUGCAGAGAUGAAAAAGUUGAAGGAUGAGAAUAAAGUAGAUAAUCCUGGAGAAUUAGAGGAGGAAGAAGAUAAAGAGGAGGAAGGGGAAGAUGGAGAGAAAAAGAUGAAAAUACCAAAGAUACCUGAGAAAGGAAAACCACCAGUGUUUAAAGAAUUAUAUACAGUAGAUGAUGUAGAUGAAGAUCUAGAAGAUGCAGAACUAGAUGAGCUUGAUACAGAAAUUAAAACAUUGAAGGAACGUUAUAAAAACAGAAGGGACAAGCUCACUGGCAUCAAAAAUAAAGUAAAAUCUUCUAUGGAAUCUCAGUAUGAAUCUAUUAUAAAAGAGGCUAAAGAAGAGUUGGCAGCUGAUGAAGGUUUAGAGAAUGAGGAACAGAUUAGAGAGAAUAGACAGGCAAUCAGACAACUUACCAAGACUAUAGAUCAUCUUCUAAAUAAACUUGAUAAAACAGAACAAGAGAUAAAGUCAGUUGAUAAAGAAUUGGAACAGAUAGCGGAGUAUGACAGUAAUGAGAAAGAUGUAAAGUCUAUACCACCAGUAAAAGACUCAGAUACUCUCACAGGUGAUUCAGCAGCACAAGGUCCAACAAAAACCAUAGACAAUCGUGUAAAAGUACGAGUUAGACGCAUUAACAAGGAUGGUAAGAAUCCUUUAGCUGGAGACUUACAGACUAAACAAACAUCUGAUUUGGAGAAAAGUGUACAGAAAGAACUAGAAAAGGCAGGUCUUGGAAACGGAGAUAACAUUCAGGUGAAGAUAAUUACUACAGGAUAUGUUGAUGGGGAUGAUGACACCUUGCAUAUUUUAUCAGAUGAGGAGUCCGAAACUUUCAAGAAUAUGAUAGUUGACAUGAUUGGAGGUCAUUCUGAGGUUGAUAAAGAGCAGGCCAGGCAGGAUGAACAAGAAGAGAACUAUAGUUUUGUCUGGGGGAAAAAUUCACCAGCAUAUCCAAAAACUCCAGUCAUAUCAGAUGGUACAUCAAACAAAGAGGAUACAAUACAUGCAGAGGAGAGUACUACAGACACGGAGGGUAAUACUAACACAGAGGAACAUCAGGAUAUAAUUGUAGAUAUACAAGAAAAAGAGGAAGAGUCUAUUGAUGAUGUGGAGAAUUCAUAGCAAACUUGUCGUAAUCUCACUGAUAUUUUCUUGCAAAUAAAUGAACCAGAUAAUGUGAUAUUCUUUUUACUAUUAUGAAAUUUUGAUAAUUCUAUUCCUCUUUUUGAAUGUCCAAAUUAUAUAUCAAGGGUUUGGUGCAAAACAGCUUUAGUUCAUAUAACAUAAUGAAGGAGUUAUGUCCGUUUUGCACUGAUCCAUCAAUAUGUUUCUUUGACACUCUAAGUUCAUAUUUUAUUUCAUUAUUUUACAAACAUACAUACUUUUUUCUAGGUGUUUACUUACUUAAUCUGAUUUUUUUUAGAAAAAAAUAAUGCCAUAAAUCUGUAUCACUAUUUCUGUAAAAAUUAUAUUUUAUAUGAAAUUUUUAUUGCCUCCUUAAUUGUUAUGCUUGAUUCGAAAAACAGUUAAAACACCUUGAAAAAAAAAAAUAUAAUCUUUAUUGUAAUAAAAUAGUUCAAUUAAGACUGAAGGAAAGCCACAGAAAUCCAUCAAUUUUGUUUAAGAUCAUUGCAUCAAUGUAAUUUUAAUUGAUGGAAAGAUUAGAAUACAAUAUGGAUUGAUAUCAGUACAUUUUAUUUGCAGGUUAAUGGGUUAUGAGUUGUUAAUGUGUUCACGACCAUGUGAUAAUUUUCCGUAAGUUAUAGGGGCAAAAAAAAUACAUAUUUGAAGAUAUUAACUUUUAAAUGUUUUAUUUUUUUGUUCAGAUAUUGGCUGUAGAUAUAUAAUGUUUAAACAUGUAAAUUACAUUUUAUGGAUAUUUUGUUAUAUUUCAGAAAAUUAUUAUAAAUUUUGAAGUUUAAAAACAUCCUAAUUAUUGAAUUAUUCAUCGUGACAUGGCUGAUGAAAAUUUGUUGUACUCAAAAUUGUGUUAUUGUAUAUGGAGCUUAGAUUUGAGUAUUAUACUUUUAAAUUUAGUUUGAAUGUAGAUAUUAGAAAAGAAUUAAGCAAAUAAUAUUGUUUAGAUCAUUUCCAAGAUAUUUUAUCAGUUAUAUUUUGGAAUUAACAUAUCAGGAAUAUAGUUGCAGUGGUCACCCCAGCAUUAUUUCAAAGCACAGAUAUAAAUCUUUGACUGAUAAUUUCAUGCAUUGAAUUAAAGUAGAGAUAAUACUUUCAAUUUCAAAAGUAUGCUAACACUAAUACUGACUAAGCAUUUCAAGCGUUAAGUAAAGCUUUCAUAAAAAAUUUCGAGCACUUAUUUAGCUUAUUUUAAAAAUUCGAAGCACUACAUUAAAAAUUCCAAGCACUAGGUAAAGCUUCUUUUAAGAAUUUCAAGCACUAGAUUAAGCUUACUUUAGAGAUUGGUUAAGCUUACAUUAAAAAUUUCAGCACUGAUUAAAGCUGUAAAAGCUUAUGAAUGGAAGAAAGCUUUAGCCUAGUAGCUAAAGUGUCUGGCUCUCAAACCAGAAAUGGAGGGUUUGAAACCCUAUACAGGGCUUGCAACUAUUUUUCUUAUAUGACACUAAUACUUGCAAGUUCUUGGUUUAUUUAGAAUUUAUUUUAGUUUGAUUGUGUAGGAACCUUAUAGCUUAUAAACACUUUCUCGAAUCUGUUCAUGGAACCAACCAAUACUGAGCAAUGAGUGUAAAGUUUCUUGCUCAUGGAAACAAGUGCUAAAGUGCAUUUAAGAAUUUCAAGCAGGGAAUUAAGUUUCCACUAUAAGAAUUUGUUAAUUCAGUCAGACAAGAUUUAACUACCUAAUAAAUUGACAGAAGAACAAAAAAAUUUCAACAACAGAAAUACUCCAUGCACAAUAGAACUCUUAAUAGUACAGAGCUAGAGCUAGGAUUAUUAAUUGCAAGUAAAGGUAAAGAUAAUGUAAUUAUCCCCCGCCGAUGGAAUCGGGAGGGGGAUAUAGUUUUGGCGUUGUCCGUCCAUCCGUCCGUCCGAAUUUCGUUUCCGGAGUAGUUCUCUGCAACUACUGGCUGGAAUUCAACGAAACUUUAUGGGAAUCAUCAAUAUCAAGAGGAGAUGCGCAUAUCAUCGGCUUAUUCCGGUCCAACCAUUUAACUCAGAGUUAUGGCCCUUGAUUAGUUAUGCAGUAUGCAUAUAGAGUAAAAAUCGUUUCCGGAGUAGUUCUCUGCAACUACGGGCUGGAAUUCAACGAAACUUUAUGUGAAUCAUCAAUAUCAAGAGGAGAUGCGCAUAUCGUCGGCUUGUUCCGGUCAGACACUUUAACUCAGAGUUAUGGCCCUUGAUUAGUUAUGUAGUAUGCAUAUAGAGUAAAAAUCGUUUCCGCACUACUUCUCUGCAACUACUGGCUGGAAUUCAACGAAACUUUAUGGGAAUCAUCAAUACCAAGAGGAGAUGCGCAUAUCAUCGGCUUGUUCCGGUCAGACACUUUAACUCAGAGUUAUGGCCCUUGAUUAGUUAUGCAGUAUGCAUAUGGAGUAAAAAUCGUUUCCGCGCUACUUCUCUGCAACUACUGGCUGGAAUUCAACGAAACUUUAUGGGAACCUUCAAUACCAAGAGGAGAUGCGCAUAUCGUCGGCUUGUUCCGGUCAGACACUUUAACUCAGAGUUAUGGCCCUUGAUUAGUUAUGCAGUAUCCAUAUAGAAAAAUAUUUGUUUCCUCGCUACUUCUCUGCUACUACUGGCUGGAAUUCAAUGAAACUUUAUGGGAACCUUCAAUACCAAGAGGAGAUGCGCAUAUCGUCGGCUUGUUCCGGUCAGACACUUUAACUCAGAGUUAUGGCCCUUGAUUAGUUGUGCAGUAUCCAUAUAGAAAAAUAUUUGUUUCCUCGCUACUUCUCUACUACUACUGGCUGGAAUUCAAUGAAACUUUAUGGGAUACUAAGAGGAGAUGUGCAUAUAGUCGCCUUGUUCCAGUCAGAUACAUCUCAUUGGGAUUUCCAGAUUUUACUUUUUAACACAAAGUUAUGGCUCUGUUAUUGCCCUGAAUAUUUAUCAAGUUCAAAGAAUAUUACUGUUUAUGCCAUGAUUAAUAUAUAAAUAAAGCCUUAUGUCUUCAGUUGUUGUGUUAAUAAUAACCAGUACUCGGCGGGGGAUAUAAAUUCAACGAAUUUGCUUGUUAUUCUGACUUUUUUGUUGUUGUAUUUUUAAUUCAGCUUGGUAAAUUAAGUCUGCAAAUAAAUUGUUCAAGAACAAGCAAGGUUAAGAUACCCAAAUGCUUAGAUUUUAUUAGUACAAAGAUACAUUUGUAGUAGUUAGUGACCAAGAAAUUUAACCUUUUUGAACUCAAGGUUACAAAAUCAAGUCUGAAUUUCUUUUGUUAAAAUAAAAUAUUGUCAUAUAAAUCAAAAUCUAUUUAAACAGUGCAUAGUAUAUUAUAAGACAGUUUCAGUGGCUUGCCUUCAAAAGACAUAUGAGCCGUGCCAUGACAAAACCAACAUAAUGGGUUUGCGACCAGCAUGGAUCCAGACCAGCCUGCGCAUCUGCUCAGUUUCCUACUUGUAAUAGAGUUGGUAAGCGAACAACAUGGAUCCUGAUCAGUUUGCAUGGAUGCGCAGGCUGGUCUGGAUCCAUGCUGGUCGCAAACCCAUUAUGUUGGUUUUGUCAUGACGCGGCUCAUAUAUAUUUAGUGCUACCUGGAAAUAUUUAUUUUUAGCUUUUAUUUCAUAUUCUGGCAGCAAUUGAAUUUUACAAAUUCAACCAGUGCAGACCAUGAUGUCUGAUCAUGGUCUGCCUUGAGCUUACUUAAAGUUAUUUCCCUAUAAAUGAUAAAUGGACUUGUCCAUACUGAAAGAUGGACAAAUCCAUUUAAGAUAUUUAGUAUGAUAAGGGUUAAAUAGGUUUAAAGUUUAUAGCAUAGAUAAAGAUUUUAGAUAACGUAGAUGUUUUUAGUGUCUUUUUGGUACAUUUUUUGGAUUAAUUUUGUUUAUGUUUUGUUGAUGUUGUAUGUAAUUUUUACGCUUUCUAUAAGAUUUUCUAGUCAGAUGAGUCAGCACUUGUGUAUGUUAACUCAAGGUUGUUGAGUUUAAAAAGAUAAGUUUAUAUUAUUUCUAUAAUUCCUGCUUUCAUUA